Messenger RNA from Rubroshorea leprosula, 2704 nucleotides. The record is from the annotation of a GenBank genome assembly. Lineage: Eukaryota; Viridiplantae; Streptophyta; Magnoliopsida; Malvales; Dipterocarpaceae.
GCAGAGAGGGGGAAGAGGAAGGGGUAUUGUUAGUGGAGCCUAUCACUAUGAUAGUGCCGCCAGAGUUGCAGGAUGUGCCGGAAACAGUGGCGUCUGAGAGCAGCGCCAGUUCCAGUGCCAGCGACAAUGGUGGCGACCACCCUAGUGCAUCGUCCAGCAGCUCGUCUACUAAACAGACGCCAAGCCGCGAGGAGGGGGUAGGGGAUGUUGCGAGUCCUGUCUCAAAUCGGCCUGUAAUGGAUGAAUGGGAGAGCAGAGCCAUCCCGAGCAGGUUGAGCAAUUUGCGAAAGGCGCCGAAGGACCUGCCCGCCGGAUUCAAGUUCAAGGCUGCACUUCACCACGAAGUAGCAGAUUGUGCGCCCUCCAUAAGUGGGUAUAAAAGGCUGGAGGAGAUGGUGAGGGCGUACCACAUCCCCAAGACCAUACUGCUGCGGACGGGCGAGCAGAACGAAAGGGCAUGCACAGUGUCACCGACGGGCUGGAUACCAGUGUAUGCGGACCACUUCGACGCCGGCCUGCGGUUUCCUCUGCCCGGCUUGAUAUUCGAUCUGCUCGCGGAAUAUGAGCUGGCGUUGACGCAGCUAACGCCCAACAGCAUAAGGUUCAUUAUUGGCUUUAUGCUGUUGUGUGCACGACUAGAGGUACCAGCCAAAGCGAUAGUGUUCAAAUCGCUAUUCCAGUGCCGGCUGUGUCCGAACUCACAAGGAGUGAGGUGGUAUUACCUCUCUGGGAGGGAUAAGAGCCAACUCUUCAAAAAUGUGAGGAACAAGGUGGCGAGGUGGAAGAGACAGUUUAUUUUUGUUCGCGACACGCGAGCAGAAGGGAUAAGCAACGACCUCGCUGCCCGGCUGUCUGAGUGGCGCACACCAAACGCCCACAUCAACUACCCCCAGCUGCUGCCCCGGGAUGUCGAUCUGAAGAACCAACUGCUUCAGUAUGCGCAGGGGGAGGGUUUCAUAGAUUUAGAAGCCCUGGUUACCUCGGAGCAGCUCGCCAUGUUCGGGUUUGUCGAUGUGACAAACCUGUUCAGCGAAGGUAUAUUUUCAUCAUGUAACCUAGAUUCUAGCCGAGCUGAGGCUUAUGCAUUUGUUUGUGCAGGUGAAAUGAGCAGCAUACUGGAACGUCAACGCCAACGUGCCCAGAGCUCCCGAGGCCGUGGGGCGAGCAGCGCGCAGCCCCGGCAAACACGAUUUGACGAGCGGCCACCCCCAGCGCCUCAAUCACGCCGCUCGUCGCACCGGGGAUCUAGCUCGGCUUCAAGGCCACGAGCAGAGCAUCGAGCUGAGGCUUCAGCUCCAAGUGAGCGCAGGCGCGCGCGCGAGGAAACGGAGAGUGAAGAUGACGUCCCCCUCACACGACGCAGAACGAGCAGGGGGACUCAGCCCGCCGAGGUGACUCGUCCUGUGGUCGUGCACUCCCCUACCUCGCGGGCAACGGCAGAGCCUGCUUCUUCUACAGCCUCCGUGUGGGGCCCCAGGAUUGCUUAUCCUGAGGGCUUCAGCUACAUAAGGGCGGAGUGCCAGCCCGCCAUGGUGCAAGCCAUGCACAGCUUCGUGCCACCUAUGGAUAAUAAGCGGGCGAAGGCUUUUGUGCAGCAGCAUGGCGGGCAGGUGGCCAUGGUAAAAUUGAUGGAUGCGUUCAGCUACGCGGUAGCACUGUACGAGAGCGAGCAGGCGGCUCGUACAGAGAACACCGAGCUCGGUUCGAAGUGCAAACAGCUGGCCGCGGAGAAAGCUAGCCUUGUAGACGAUGUGAAUCGUCUGCAAGGCUCUGAGAUGGCGAACCAAGCUGCGGCUGCGGAGAGCCGGGCAGAUGAGCUCGCCAACAGAAACAACGAUCUCAAGGAGGAGCUGGAGCGCGCCCGUGCUGAACGGGAAAGUGGGAUCCAGGCAGCUAAGGAGGAAGCCGCCCGGGUUGAGGAGUGGGCUAGGAAGGCUGAGGCCGACCGGGACCGUGCUCAAAAUGAGCUAAGCUCCUUCAAGAAUCAGGUCGCUGAAGCUGCUCGGAACCUGAACGCAGCUGAGGAGGCAUUGAAUGAGUUGAAGGCCACUCAUGGGCGCUCCGUCGCGAUGGCGCGCGCCCAAGGCGCGAAAUGGCUGGCGGGCUCGGCCGUUUUUCAAGACGCAGUGGCGGUGGCGUCUGCGAACGUAACCACGGAGAUCUACAAUGAGAUCCGUGGGAAGGUGCUGCACCACCGCCCAGAUUUUCCAAUCCGCGAGCUGGUCUUCUUCGACGAGGAGGAGCUUGACGAGCAAGGUAAGAGCCUUGCUCCCCUCGUUGACACAAGUGUGAGGCUGAGGUGGGACUUGAACGAGGAGGGCCUGCCCGUCUGGCCACCGUCCGUGCUAGAGAACGGGGAGGAUCCGGCAAGACUGCCCUCCUUUGACGCCUGGGUGGAGGGUGCUCCUGUGGCUGAGCAGGAACCUUCAAGCACCCCACCCAACUCUCAGCCCGUUGUGGUGCCAGUCAGCUCGCCUGCCAACGCACCAGCCUCCGAGCCCGCUGCCCGAUCUCCUUCAUCUCGCUCUCCUACGGUUGUUGCUGAUGCAUCCAUGCCCGUCGAUCUGACGGAUGACUAGGCUUAGGACUUUUUAUUUCACUUUUUGUAUUUUUGCUAUGGCAUUUUUUGUAUUUGAUCAACCAGAUUCUGAUCGUAUGUACUUUUAAUUUAAUAUCAUUGAUGAAAUACAAAGAUGGAUUUCCU